Molecule: messenger RNA, 2751 nt
Organism: Elgaria multicarinata webbii
Lineage: Eukaryota; Metazoa; Chordata; Lepidosauria; Squamata; Anguidae
Gene: LGR5
Product: leucine rich repeat containing G protein-coupled receptor 5
Exons: 18
Coding region: 1-2751 (916 amino acids)
Biological process (GO): hormone-mediated signaling pathway; adenylate cyclase-activating G protein-coupled receptor signaling pathway; activation of adenylate cyclase activity
Cellular component (GO): plasma membrane
Molecular function (GO): protein binding; protein-hormone receptor activity; G protein-coupled peptide receptor activity
Source: RefSeq, a predicted model, not a curated record
AUGGACACCUCCUCUGCCGCCCGCGCGCUGCUUCUCCUCAGCGUCCUCGGGUUCCAUGUGGUCGCGCCUUCGGUUCCGGGUGGCGGAGGCUCGGGCGGGAACCCGGUGGGGAAGCGUCAACGCAGCUGCCCGGCCGCCUGUCACUGUGAGCAAGAUGGGAUGCUCCUGAGGGUGGACUGCUCGGACCUGGGCCUCGCCGGCGUGCCCGCCAACCUCAGCGUCUUCACCUCCUACCUUGAUCUCAGUAUGAACAACAUCUCUAAGCUGCCCUCAGAUUCCCUGCACAAUCUCCGCUUCCUGGAAGAGCUACGUCUAGCAGGAAAUGGCUUGACACACAUCCCCAAAGGAGCAUUUGCUGGGCUUUUCAGUCUUAAAGUAUUAAUGCUUCAGAACAAUCUUCUAAGACAAAUUCCCAAUGAAGCACUCCAAAACUUGCGAUCGCUCCAGUCUCUACGUCUGGAUGCUAACCAUAUCAGCUUCGUGCCUCCCAACUGUUUCAGCGGCUUGGUUUCACUCAGACACCUGUGGCUAGAUGACAACGCUUUGACAGAAAUCCCAGUGCAAGCUUUCCGGAGUUUGCCAGCACUUCAGGCAAUGACACUGGCGCUGAACAAAAUACACCACAUUCCAGAUUAUGCUUUUGGAAACCUCUCCAGUUUAGUAGUUCUGCAUCUCCAUAACAAUAGAAUCUACUCCCUGGGAAAGAAAUGCUUUGAUGGUCUCCACAGCCUAGAGACUUUAGAUCUAAAUUACAAUAAUCUGGAUGAAUUCCCUACCUCUGUCAGAGCACUCAGAAACCUGAAAGAACUGGGAUUUCAUAGUAAUAAUAUCAGGUCAAUACCUGAAAAAGCUUUUGUGGGGAAUCCAUCACUUAUAGCAAUCCAUUUUUAUGACAACCCUAUUCUGAUUGUGGGACAGUCUGCUUUUCAGCACUUACCUGAACUCCGAACCUUGACAUUAAAUGGUGCUUCACAGAUAACAGAAUUUCCUGACCUGACCGGGACAACAAGUCUGGAAAGCCUGACCCUUACAGGAGCUCAGAUCACAUCUCUUCCUGAAACAGUCUGUGAUCAACUCCCCAACCUCCAAGUACUAGACCUCUCAUAUAAUCAGCUGGAAGUCCUGCCUCAUUUCACCGCUUGUGAAAAACUUCAGAAAAUUGUCUUACACCACAAUGAAAUAUAUGAAAUCGAUGCGGGCACUUUUCAGCAGUUGGUUGCCCUGCGUUCACUGGAUUUAGCUUGGAACAAAAUAUCAGUCGUUCAUGCCAAUGCAUUCUCCUCUUUACUGUCCUUGAUUAAACUGGAUCUGUCAUCCAACCUUUUGUCCUCUUUUCCUGUAACUGGCCUAUAUGGUUUAACUCAUCUAAAAUUAACAGGAAAUCGUGCACUACAAAGUUUGAUAUCAUCUGAAAACUUUCCAGAACUCAAGGUAAUAGAAAUGCCUUAUGCUUACCAGUGCUGUGCAUUUGGUGCUUGUGACAGCUACUACAAAAUCCAAAACCAGUGGAACAAAGAUGACAACAGCAGUAUGGAUGACUUUCAGAGGAAAGAAGUUGGCAUUUUCCAUGCACAUGAUGACCAUGACUUUGAAGAUUUUCUUCUUGACUUUGAUGAAGAUUUGAAAGCUCAUCAUUCAGUGCAGUGUUCUCCCUCUCCAGGACCCUUCAAGCCUUGUGACUACCUCUUUGGCAGCUGGCUAAUCAGAAUUGGAGUUUGGACCAUAGUGGUUUUGGCCUUUUUUUGCAAUGCAUUGGUGGUUGCAACGAUCUUCAGAUUCCCGCUCUUCAUCUCCUCCAUAAAGCUGUUAAUUGGCCUAAUAGCCAUUGUAAACACUCUCAUGGGUGUGUCUAGCAGUGUGCUUGCCAGCGUGGAUGCGCUAACCUUUGGCGUCUUUGCUCAGUACGGUGCGUGGUGGGAAGGUGGACUUGGUUGCCACAUGACUGGCCUCCUCUUCAUCUUUGCUUCAGAGGCUUCCAUUUUCUUGCUCACAUUAGCAGCUCUUGAGCGUGGGUUCUCUGUGAAACAAGCCGCAAAGUUUGAGACAAAAACUACCCUUGCUAGUGUAAGAAUAGCUAUUUUCUUUUGCUUUGUGUUGGCUUUAAUCAUUGCAGUGAUCCCGGUACUGGGUGGGAGCGAGUAUGGUGUUUCUCCCCUGUGCAUACCAUUACCAUUUGGGAAGCCAACUGCUGUGGGUUAUAUGGUAGCGCUAGUCUUGUUGAACUCCCUUUGUUUUCUUGUAAUGACCAUAGCCUAUACAAAACUCUACUGUAGUCUGGAUAAGGGAGAAUUAGACAGUAUUUUGGACUGUUCCAUGGUCAAGCAUAUAGCUUUACUACUUUUUACUAACUGCAUUCUCUAUUGUCCUGUGGCUAUUUUAUCAUUUUCUUCCCUACUAAACCUUACUUUUAUCAGCCCAGAAGUAAUUAAACCAAUACUUCUAGUUAUUGUCCCCCUACCUGCAUGUCUAAACCCACUUCUCUACAUACUUUUUAAUCCCCAUUUCAAGGAAGACCUAGGAAGUCUUCGAAAGCAAACAGUUGCAUGGAAAGCAACAAAGCAUGCCAGUCUGGUCUCUGUUAAUUCAGAGGAUGCAGAAAAGCAGUCAUGUGAUUCAACACAGGCUCUAGUAACCUUUGCAAGCACCAGAAUAUCGUAUGAUAUUGCCCCCAACAAUUCAUUAGUGUCAUCAUCCUAUCGAACGAGUGAAAGCUGUAACCUUACAUCAGUAACAUUUGUUCCAUGCCAUUAG